AUGCAGGAGUCUCCAGGUGCAAUGGGAGUAGAUGGCAGCUAUGCCAGCAAUGUUCCAGCCUUUCUCACCAAGCUGUGGACCCUGGUGGAGGAUCCAGAAACCAACCAUCUCAUCUGCUGGAGCGCUGUGAGUCAUCUUUACAACAUGCUGUACUUUACACCAUAACAGCUCCGUGAAGAAGGAGGUUUUACACUUUACACAAGAGAAUAAUGCAAGUAGGCCGAAGUCUUUCUCCCCUCGUUUUCUUUAUCUAGCUCUUCCAGUAUUUGGGAUCAGUUCAAUGUGAUCAGUUUAUCAGAAAAUGUGGCUUUAACCACUUGUCAAUGAUUAUUUGUGUCCCUGCUAAAAAUGGCUUUAGAUCUCAGCCUAAGUAGAAACAGGCAAUAUUUGAGAGAGAGCAGGGAGAAAACAAUAAAAUCCAUGACCAUUUUCCCAAGACUGACCGGCAAACUCACAGGUUUUUAGCUCAGGACAGCAAACACCAAACUUUAUGGUAUUUGUGAACUUGAACAAUUAGGAUUAUCAAGUUGUUCACUUCAAGUCAUGAAAAGAUGAGAAGAUAUUAGCUGGAAGUCAAAUCCACAGAAUCAAUAGUAAGGGUGAGACUUUCCAAUACGGGUGCAUUUUUCAAGAACUAACGAAGAAAAGAAAUGUAUGUUAUUAGUCCCUGUUGCUCAUCAUGAUCAAGUUACUAUAACUUCAGUCAAAGAGUACAUGUUUAAUCUAUCAUUUGUGAAGGUAUGUCAGGUCAAACAUUGAUCAAUCUGUGAACAAAUGAGCUUUUAAAGAACUGCAGACGACCAACCUCAGUUUUUGAUUUCUGAUGACAAAUGUGAUGGUAAAUUCCUUUUCAUUAGCCUAUACAUAAAAAAAAAAAAACUUUUCAACUUCAGUCCUCUAAAUCAUCUAUUAGAAAAAAAUCAUGUUUUAGAAAACAAUUAUAUUUAACAUUGUUCACUGUCCACCCUUGUUUUCCCUUAUUUACCUUGAUUCAUGCCACAUGAAUUCAAACCAAAAUUCAUCAUGAGUCAUGCAUUACUUCAACAUCAAUUUAGCAUUAAUUAAUUUAAAUACAUGUAUCCAUAUUGUCAAGUGUUGCCAAAGUAAGUCCUAACUCUGCAAAAAUAUGCAUCAAAACCAUCUUAAUUACAUGACUUUAUGACUGUUUGUUGUUCAGUAUGGUACUGUGGUGUUGGUAUGUGGUAUUUAUCUGCCAUUAUAUAUUGUAUUACAUAGCAAUACUUUUCUAUUACCUUGAAAUAGAUGAGAAAGGGCCAAACAACACAUCUCUAACACCAACAGAACCAUUUGGUUAAAGAUCUAAGGUGAAAACCACACCAGACCACGAACUAAAGGAAACUGUGCAUUUGAGUUUUUUGCUUCAAAACUUUCGUACUCUCUCCCUCGAGAACUAAGAACUGUGGACACUGUGGGUACUUUCAAACAGCGGUUGAAAAACCCAUUUGUUUACACUUGCCUUUGUGGAAUUUGGCUGCUAGUGCAGGCCUACUUUUGUUGAUGUUUAUGUCUUGCUGUCUCACCUUUUUUAAUUUAAUGACUGUGAAGACCUUAAUGACAACUGUUCUGGAAAAGUGCUUUACAAAUUAAGUUUAUUAUUAUUAUUAUUACAAAACAAGUGCUGUGAAAGGGCUGAAGGUAGGUUAGAAAUCACUAAAGGAAUCAUACCUCACAGCUGCUUCAUCGCAUGUUUUUUCUUUAAGCAAUGAUAUUAUUAAAAUAAUAAAUAACACUCUACAAGUGUUAAAGUUCAGUAAAGAGUAGCUCCUGACUAUUUGACAACACCCAGCGUUUUCAUCCUUAUACCUUUUCUGAGCCAUUGAUUGUUGUUUUUAUACAAUAGCAGACAAAGUAGACCUCCUCGCACAUCCUCUAUAAAAUGUUGCAGAAUAAAUGUUUUGUUUAAAAUGUCAGUAACACAGCCUUGCACUUUUGCUAAUACUUGAACAUGAAACCCAGUUUACAAACUUGAGUGUGGCUAGACUCACAAGAGCAUAAAAAUAACAAUCAUCACCAUCACAUAAGCAUAUGAAUGAGUUAAAAUAACUCGACCAAACAAAAUUAUGUUGUUUGCCUGCUGUUUUCUAUCCAAGGGAAAUGCCAAAGGUUCAAUAUGGAAACUCAGAAAUGUUAAGAGAAGUUGAAAAGUUUUGCAAGGUCAUGCAAAAUAAUUGUAAUAACACUAGAGAGAAAAUUCUCACAUAACCCUUUGGAGGGACUUAAGUGACCCAAGUCAAGUUUUUAUUACUAUAAUGAUUAUAAGUAAGAUCAGUGACCUUGAAAGUCAGAGAGGACCGCUACGCAGAGUCCCUAAAUAAUCAAGAAUCACAAAGGGAUAAUGAAAGUGUAACAGGCAAAGUCAGCUUCACAAGAAUAUAUAAUUUAAGACAUCAAACUCCACCAUUAUAUUAUAUAAAUUUAACAAUAGGUUUAAAAAUAGUUUUGAAGACCCUGUGUGCUUUUAGAUGCUUUAGAGCAGUCAUUUCAAGUGGAAGUGUCAAAAUACUUGUUUCAAACCUGUCUGACUUAGUUUGGAAAUGAAUGUAAGUGUUGUAAAGUCAAUAUUUACUUCUAUAGUUUUCCUUGACUUGAAAGCUGUUACGCUGCUUAAAAUGUUCUUUGGUAAUGUGUCAAAGGAUCUUUGAAACUAGUGCAUAUUCUCAACAAACACGAAAGGCUGUCUGUGGCAUUGAAAUUAGUCUAAAGACCACAUACUGAUUUAACACGUUUGACCUUUGACCUAGUGUCUAUGUAUACUCAACAUUACUUUAUUACUAUUUACAUGAAGAGGAAACAUUGUUUUCGAGGUGAAUUUGGUUUUGUGGAGAUGAAAGAAAAUAGAAAAUCUCAUUGUGGUAUUUAAGUGUUAUCAGUUUGUCUUUGUGUAUCUGCUGAGCAGCUAGACGGAACAAAACAUUGAUGAAGUCUUGAUGAAAUGUCCCAUUAGUUUUUGAAGAGAUGCUCUGAGGUCUAAAGUUGAUACCUUUUUGAAAAGGUUCUCUUCAAAAAACAGUUGGCUAACCAGAGAUCAGCAAAGAGAAGAGCCCCUGGUUCAGCCUCUGGCAAACAGUUGAAGUAUAAAAAUCUGAUAGUCAAAUCAAUCACAUCACUUAUGAUGCAUGACUCCUGGCCUCAAUUAAAUAAACUAGAUGAAAUAUUAAAUGCCCACCACCACCAAUACUGCCACAGGUUGUGUCCAAACUGGUAAGUGUAGCAGGCUAUAGAUAUAUUUAAUGUAAAAAGGGGCACUGUGUGUGUGGUCACUGUCAGACUCUACUUGUUUUUUUGGUAUCAGCCCCAAGUGGACACUUAAGGAAUUGCAGUUUUUUAUUUAUUUAUUUAUUUUACAUGUGCAUUGACUUCAUUUGUAUCAUGUAGGGUCAAUCACUGUACAAUGAUGAGGGUCAGUGAGAAAAUGGGAGCCAGCAGCUUUUCUGUUUCCUUUGAAGGAUGACAAACAAAGAAACAGACUCAUGACAUGUACAGUCAGUGUGCAGCAUCAGCUGUUGCAUUGUUAGACUAUUAGGUGGUGAGUCAGCAUCACAAAGAGACGUUGUCAUUAAAUAGGGAUAAUUGAUUUUUAUAUAUUUUACUCCUCUGAUACAAUUAACUCCUAAGCCAAACUGUAUGCAGUAACUAACACAAUACUGUUUAGAGAGUUAAACAAAGCUUCUGCACCUGCUAGAUAAUUGUUUUGGGAGAAUUAAUCUUCCAAGGUAAUGGAGGAAGAGAGCGAGAGUGAGAGAGAGAGGAAAACUGAGAGUGUGUUUGACUACAAUCCUGAGCUGAAUUUGGCUGCAUAUGAAUAGACUACUCAAUCCAGGGAAAGUAUUACCUUACAAAACAACUUUUAUCAGACAGGCAAUAUUUGCUUUCAAACAUCUAUCUGUACAAGUAUUUGCUUAGCUGUGUUUAAAAAAUUGACCGAGAACAUUAUCACUGAAAAGAUGAUUUGAGCAGCAGUUGGAAAGGCAUCACAAAGAGAUUAUCUAUUCUCAGUCCUCUUAAGAGACCUGAGUGCACAUCAAGCACUGGCUGUGAGCAAGCGAAACCACAAAAGAGCUCAUUAGAAUCCCAAAAGGGCACAGAUGUAAAUCACUGCAAACAACUCAUGCAGAAUAAUUCAUAAACUGCAAAAAAGUGUGUGGCCAACAAAGCAUUUUUACAUUUACAUGUGUUAUUAUUAUUAUUCAAGUUUAGACUCUCGAUCUCUUGUUUUGGUGAACAGUGUUUGUUAUCACACAAUAGCAGGAUAAGAGUCAAGAGUAAACUGUGAGCUGUAACUAAAUCUGCUGUGUGGAUGUGGUACAGGGUCAGAAGGUUCCAACCUAAUCAGAUAAUUUAAUGAUCAGAAAUCUAUUGGUACAGUGUGCCAUUUUAUCAGAGCCAAGCUUUCACUUUGAUUGUGUCUCCAACAGGUCAGAGAUCACUUAUUAUCAUCAUCAAAAAAAAAGAAAGUAAGAGUGUCAAACUGUCAUUUUGUCUAAUCAUGUUAAAUCUGUAGGUAAUUACAAAUAUUGAUUACAUUUUUAAACCUGAGUUCAAAGCUUCUAUGAGGACCUUUUUAUGCUUAUGAAACAGACUGAAUUUUAUAUUAUUGCCUUUUUUUGCAUAUACAAAAGCAAACAAGACCAUAGACAAUGACACUGGUUAUUUUUAUGCUUUGCUUGUUGCCUGAAACCUGAGCAAGGUAUAGGUGUCACUUUUACAUUUUCACAUAUUAGAUGAUUAAUGAUACAUAUGACAGUCAGAAGUAGGCAGGGUUAGGUUUUUUUGUCUCAACAAAAUCAUGUUCACCAAGGGCAAGAUAAUUGUGGACUGGUUUGUCCAUGGGAAGCACUAAAACUGACACAAAGGGUCCCUUAGAAGAGCUUUAAAUGUUAUUAUUUUCAUCCCAAAAACAGAUUUCAAAUGCAAAUAAAUCUCUCUCCCAUGUCUUGAAACAAAUGCCUGAAUUACAUGACCGAUAUUUCUGGAGUUCUGAUUCAGUUGCUUGUUCUCUACCAUACAAGUCCAGUGUGGAGGACUGCAGGCCAGGAAUACAUGCCCUCUACAAUUGUCUGUGGGUUUUUGUGAUGUUCUUGUAAACUUAGCUUAUAGGUGGUUACUUUGGUGAUAUCUUCAUUCACAAAGUGAUAAAAGUUAAAUAUUUGAGUUGUUAGCUAAACCAUCUGAGAGUUUUAUUGGGUAAAAUGUGCCGAUCAACGCAAAGUGGUGUCAUUAUUCUUCAUCACAUUGACAACAAAAAGUUAAAAGUUGCUACCUUAGCCGAACUAUUGCAUUCCAACAAAGACAAAGUAGUACUUGGUUAAAAAAAAAGUAAUACCAUCAAAGUAUAAUCUUUGUUCUUCAUGAGUGCUAUUUAAAACUAACAUGUUUACCACAGUGUCAACAGGUGGAAAUGUGCCAUACUUUUCCAGUGUUUGAAUUUUAUUAUAUGAAAUUUGUGAUCCGAUAUUCUCCAGUCUAACUUCUGCUGUUAAAAAUCAUUUCAUAAUGUUUUGGUGUAAAAAGUAAUCAGUAAAAAGUAAAUAACACAGCAGGGUCAUGAUUAAUAGUUCAUUUCACAGUUCAAACUUGAAUACACAUUCAAGAGCUCAAACGUAUUGGAGGUGACCUUUCUUGACUUCUCGCCCCUGCCUCUGACAGAAAAACACCUUUACAUAUUAACUUGUUAAACUCUUGUAACUGUUUUAUUUUCCUGUGCUGUGGUUAAAAUUACAAUAGCUAAUUUCUUAAAUGUUUGUCUGAUCCUGUAUUUGAGGUAGAAAGAUACAUCUUUGUUGAUAAAAUGUUUUUGCAACGAUAAGCAAUUAAAGGAGACUGAGGUCAAGCUGUGGUGUUGAUUGUUUGUAUAAAAUCUAGUAUUGUGCUGUACUGAAUGGAGUUUGCCUAUCUCUCUGUUUUAGACUGGGACAAGCUUUCAUGUGUUUGACCAGGGACGCUUUGCCAAGGAAGUCCUGCCAAAGUAUUUUAAACACAAUAAUAUGGCAAGCUUUGUUCGACAGCUCAACAUGUGUAAGUACUCUCUGUUUAUCUCUUUUUUUCCCUCAAAGUAUGUUCUUUUAAUUAGUGUUUGUUGUAUUUGUAUGUCUGUGUGUAUAGAUGGUUUCCGUAAAGUGGUGAACAUUGAGCAGAGCGGUCUGGUGAAGCCCGAGAGAGACGAUACAGAGUUUCAACAUCUGUAUUUCCUCCAGGGACAUGAACAUAUGCUUGAACAUAUCAAGAGGAAGGUAUGACACAAAACGCAGCUAGUGUGUACCACAUAGACUGUAUAUACCAUAGACAGCUUGGCUUUGCCUUCAUCAUUAUACAAAUUUGAAGCCGAAUUGCUCUCAGUAUUUCUGGGAUUUUCUCCACUUCCUGGAACCAAGAGUCACUGUGAUGACACUCUGCUCAAACAGUGUAUCCCUAAGUGAGCCAUGCAAUCUUCACACGCCCAUAGGCUGUAUCAAGUGUCAAUCAUAGAAAACAUGAACCCCCUCAUAAUUUUUAAAAACAGAGCUGCAUAGAAAAAAAGAGGAAUUGAGUAAAAAACAGUCUUUCAGUAACUACAUGUCAACAUCGCAAACAGGGGGGAGUAAUAUUAAUAUUUUCUGUAAUAAAUCCUGUAAUAAGUUUGUACACAGCUCCAUAGGCAUUGCUGGAGGAGGUGGGAUUUAUGGCCUAUACUGCAGCUCGUCACCAGAGGGUGCUGUUCUUGCGGUUGCUUCUCCCAGCAAGGAGGCAGACAAUGUCCAUUUUAUAUACAGCCUAUGGUUUACCACCAAAAUUGUUUAGUACAAAUCAGUGAAUCGGAGAGUAAAGUAGCCUCAAGCAAAGCUUUCACUAAAUGACUGUAAAUUUACUGGUGCUUCAUCUCUUGACUCACACAGCAAAAUAUCUUGAAGCAAAAUUCUCUGUAGCACCUUUAAUAGGCUCAUAUCGCAGGCAUCUCCUCCUAAAGCAGCUCUUGUGUCUAAUAAGAAACAGAGUUAACAGAACAUAUUUGUCAUGACAUUAAAAGCACCAAUAUUUGGUUAAAUCACUGUCAGUACUUCAAAAAAUUUUUAGCUCUCAUACAACCUUUGCAGCAUGAGGAGAGAGGUAAAGGACUACAGAUUAGCUGUCCCAUCUGACCUUAUAGAGAUAAGUACAUCAUCAAAACUGCAAAAGUGAAAUUUAUGCCAGUGAACAUAGAGCAGCAAGGAAGAUAUUCAAGGUAGAGAAUAGAAGUCAAAAUGAUUUUAUGGAGCAGAUUAUUCAGGUUGAGUUGAAGAUCUUGCAACAAUGUUAUGUACUUUCUCUUAAGAAGUUACAGAACCAAGUGGUGCUCUUUGUGUUCAGGUGUCCAUAGUGAAAAGUGAAGAGACCAAAGUUCGUCAAGAGGACCUCAGUAAGCUGCUGUAUGAAGUCCAGCUCCUCAGAACACAACAGGACAACAUGGAGUGUCAGAUGCAGGACAUGAAACAGUGAGUGGAAAGGGUUUGCUUUGUUUGUCAUGGCCCAUCAAGACCUCAGCUCUCUCGUUCAAGUCCAUUCUCUCUUACCAGUGUUAUAAAAAGGGUUUAAAUUUUACCACAUGGUGUACCAGCAGCCUCAUCAUGAUCUAGCUGACAUGACCAAAUUAGUGGUCUCUUUCAAAACAGGUGGUUACCCAAAUCUGGUCUGACAAAGUUUGAAUACAAUGUUCAUUGAUUUAAAAAGUCACAAAGUAGUCUUCCUUGUAAACUUGUUCUUUUGACAGGUGAUUUGUUUUUCUCACUGGGAAAAUUGUGGUCCUUUCUUCAUUUAAAUGAGAAGAAACUAGAAUAAGUUAUGGUGCUUUAUAGUUUGGAUGCACAUCUGAGGAGAAAACAGAUUGUUAUUCCUCUUGCUAAGUUGGAACAAAUCAUCCACCGAAACUGAACUGACUUUUUUCUCUGGAGGCCAUUGUUGCUGAAAAUAGCUGCUGUGUGUCAUUGUGUGCCGGAGCUGCUUUGUGCUGAGUAUUGUUUGCUAAUGAGAGGAGAGAAUGUUCACCUGCUCACCUGACUAACACACACACUCACACAGGCAUACACACAUACACAUGCACACACCAAUGACACUAUUCUUGGAACCAAACGUACGCAGGUACACGUGUAGGAACAAGAGAAAAUAUUCCACAAGGCUCUUGUCUUUUAUAUCUGUGUUGUUGAUAAAAAUACGUAUGGAAGUCUUUGUCAAGAUAAUGAUGAACAUUAUUAAUGUUUAUUGUGUUACUUAAUUCUUUAAAGGAGCUCCUGUCAUAGAGCUCGAAAAGCAGAGGGGAUGCUGACUAAAUGAUGUUAUUUUUGAUCCAUAAAUAUAUUCUUUCAGCUUCCAAUUCGGCUGAGAUCUUCUGUCCUGCAACAAGAUGCAGAAGCAGGAAAUAUUGACUGAAUCCACUAAAAAAGUCAGCAAGCUAAUGUAUUAGUCUUACUGCUGGUAAAUGAAAAGAAAAGUCUGUAAAUCAAAGCCACAUUCCCAUUAGGUCCACAUUGAUGCCUUAUAUCAAGAUAUUGCAAGCAAAACAAUUUAGACCUGGAUUCCUUAUAUGAGUAAGAUCUUUGCCACUACAUACAAAAAAUGACUUGUUUUGACUAUAAUGUCUGAAUUAAAAAAAAAAAAAAAACUUUUUUUUUAAUCCAUUCGCCAGUUUUUCAACUGUUUUUCUUGGCUUGCAGUAUCUCGAAAUAGACAUUUCUCUGAAUUUGCCAGGUCCAUGUGUUUAAAAUUAAUGCUAACUUCAGUCUGUUUUCUUUUUACCAGAAUUACGUUAAAGCCCCUGAUUAGUUUCAGUUUCUUUGCAUUGUACAAAUGAAUGUAAUUGACCAAAGGUAAGAUUUGCAUGGAGAGUUACACAAGGCAAGCACUGUUCAGGGCUUUAAGUGAAUCAGGAAUCAACUUCUUUGUUAGCCUUGACGCAACACUUUUGAUUCCCAGAAUUACUGAAUCACUUUGUUUUUUUGUCAGUCUGUUUGUCACCACAGAGAGGAACUAGACUAUUUGGGCUCUCAGUGUAAGAUUACAACAUUAUCUGCAAGGGGGCUUAGUCAAGGUCACACCAGACACAAAUAUUGACUCCACAUAAAUCAAACACUUAACUGCACAAAACAACAAUAAAAAUCUGUGAACACAGACAUCAACAACACAAGCAGUAAGUAAGAACUGUAUGGGGUGCAGCUGGCUUAGAGGUCUACUUGCACACCCCAUACAGAGGUUAUACCACAAACUACUGGCUCGCAUUUGCUCUAGGCCGUUGCACCUUACUUGCUCUGUAUCCCAUUUUCCUUCUCUGACUACUGUCCUCUCCUCUCCAAAUAAAAGCAUAUGUAUAGCCCCAAAAUCAGUCUGGAAAAAAGGAUUGUAUGUUUAAAAACAUAGAGCCCCAAACCUUACAAACCAGGCACAAAACCUUUAGGGAGAUAAAACACGUGGUUUAAUUGGAAUGCUUAAUUGUUCCCUAACACAGGAAUGGUCUUUAGAAUUAGCUACACUGUUUUAUGUUAUCAGUUCUGACUUAAAUAUAAAUGUAAAUCCCACUGCUGUGAUUAAAUAGAAAAUAGAAAACCCUUCUUAAUACAGAAACAGUGCACAUAUUUCCAACGCUAAGAAAGUCUUCUUUCCAUAAUACUUUAGAUAGACAGCCUUUUUGCAAUCAGUGUUGUAGUUACCAAACAAUGAGUCUAAGUCGGCGUUUAAGUCCUCAGUGUUCAAAUCCAGGUCACGUCCACAUUACGUAAGAGCAAGGAGAGCUCAUUUUUAGUAUUUAUUACAAACAGGGUAGCAGUCUCACUACAAACUGUUGUUUGCAUGACUCGGGGAGUUUUUUAUUCAUUAACAGUCCUGGACCCAGCGGCUGAGUCACUGACAGUAUGACGAUUUUGCUAGCAGUAACAUAAUCUACAUCCCUGUAAUUUCCAAAAACUAAAAUUUUUAACUAAGUGCAUGACUCAUAGAACCCCUUUCAGCAUCCUGGCAGGGUCUGUUGCAGUACCAGACAGCGUGGUCUUACGAGCCCUUUCUCUUAAUGGAAAUAAUUAAUAGGGCCCUAAACAAAAUAACAACUUUCACUUAACUUAGUAAAACACUCUUCAUCACAAAAUAUGUUAAAGUCAUCCUCUCAGUCUGCUGAGCGCUGCAGUCAUUGCUCAGAUUUGAAUAGUCCAAGUCCCUGAUGCUCAAGUAUAAUCAUGAGUCCUGAAAAUCUGGACUUGGGGCUUCCUCUGGUACUUCAGCAGGUUGCAGUUAUGUAUAAUUUAAUGUAUCACCGUGCAGUAACACUUCACUUUACUUGCAAUUAUCAGGUCUCAUAUCAUUCCUUUUUUGUAUAUAUUCCGUAUAUAUUACUGCCUUUUUACUUUUCUUUUUCUUUCUCAUUCUUUACUUAUCUUGUGUUGGCUUUCAUUCUACUAUUUAUUUUUUUACUGUUACCAUUGCUCUGCACCAAAGGGGGUGGCGCUCAAAUUUCGUUGUACUGUGUACAAUGACAAUAAAGGCGAUUCUGAUUCUGAUUCUGAUUAUCUGACUUGGGGGCCAGUGGCUUGAGGCGACAUUAGUCACAUCUUACAUAAAAUUUCUAGAUCUCAGACUGAACUAGUAAGCUCCACUUGCAUUGUGGGUGGUGUAAUGUUGGCUCCAAAGUAGGCACGGUAGAUGAACAACCCAAUUAAAGAGACAGCAGCUUUGGUUCUGCCUCACCACUUUUAAUACUCAGAGAGAAACAGUGUCUAUCAUGAGGCAAUAUUGUUUAAAUAAUGCAGCACAGCAGCAGCAGAACCAUCUUUAGGGUUUACAGUGGAUUCUCUUAAUUGGCAGGUCGAGGGAUGAACCGGUUUUUAACUGGUUAAGAAUUCAGAGACUUUUGUGCUUUAAAACUUCAUCACGAGAAAACCAUUUAAAAAAAUAAUGACAAGGGCGGAGCAAUUCCGAUCGAAUGAGUGCCUGUGAGACUACGAUAGUGAAAAUAAGAAUAACAAAAAAAAUGUAACAAUAAUUCUUUCUAAGUAGUCUUUUUUGUUUUUAUUCUUUAUUUGUCUACCAUUUACUGACUAGUUUCCCCUCUCCUCUUUGCAGGCAGAAUGAGGUGCUGUGGAGGGAGGUGGUGUCCUUGAGACAGAACCACACUCAGCAGCAGAAAGUCAUGAACAAGGUCAGUCUACAAGCAUGUGUGCAUUUGUAUGUUAGACCAUGCUCUCUUUAGUAGGUAUGAAGUAUGUGUGUUCCUGCCUCUUUCCUUGUUUUUAAGGGUUAAAUUUAAAGACACAUUUUUGUGAUAUAACUCUUUGAGGCAUUAUUCUUUUUAUAUAUUAUGACUAAAACAACCUGCCAGUAGUUGUGUGAAACUGGGUCUGGUCUUCCCCUGUCAUUCAUACCAUGGGAGUUCUGGGAAUGGUGUUGUCUUAGGUUCCUUUUUAUUUUUUAAUUUAGUUCUUAUAAACUCAUAGGAACCUAAUUUUUUCAUGAUCUCAUAAUCAAACUUUGUUCAGUGGUGUUCACAUUUUGGGAAUCUGUAUUCUUAAUAUCAGCAUUUACAGUAUGAAAUUACUACCAACACUAGGGUGAUGCAGUGUGGCCUGAAUAUAAAUAAGCCCUUGUACUGAAUGGCAGAUUUUUUUUUUUUUAAUCAAAUACUGUUUUAGAUUCAUGGUAAAACAAUCUUUAUUUAAUCCCCCUACAUUUGAUGAACACCAAUGGUUACAAGUACUUCUCAUUUAAUUCUUUUGAAAUGUUUGAUGUGUCAUAUUUCCUUGCUUUAUCACACUAAAAGUCCUGCAUGUGAUUGAGUUAUGUUGUUGGUAAGACCUCUGGCUGGUUGGACUGCCAUCCCUGUGCUCAGUUUUAACCUGAGACCACCAAGAUUUAUGUUUUGGUUGUCUAGCAACUUUUCAUGCAGCUAGACUUGUUCUUGCCGUAUUUUUCCUUUACAUUAAUUUGUUGACAUGUUGGCAAGAAUUAUUACCUUAAUGAUUUAACACUCUUAUUAUCUUGCUAUUUUAUUCUGGUGAUAAUUACGCUCCUUAAAUAAGAUUAAAGCUCCUGUAAGGUAGUUUUGUCGAUUUUGGCGCCCCCUGUGGUUAGAGUGCUAUGCUUCACCUGUUUGCUGAUCAUGCAUCCUGCUUUUUUUUGACUUUCAAAUAUAUCACUUUUUUUUAAACAUUUUCCAUGCCAAAUUUUUUAAAAGGUGUCUUUUGAGAGGAGAGCUUCUUUGAAGGGUCUGCAUACUUUCCCCCCUUCUGGUUAACAAGCAUUUUAUAACUUAAAUGAAAAAUAAUUCAUUAGUUAUCAGAUACUUUCCUGUAUCUUUGCUUAAAGUCCAACUGUUCACCAUUGUUUAGGCUGGAUUGGCAUUUGAUCAAUCAAACCAAACAUGUCUUGGAAUUUUUAGAGCUAAUUUGAUCCAUUAUUGUAUUCACGCUGAGACAUAAUUAAACUGUUGAUUUGAUACAAACCUUAAAUCUUAUGCCAUGUAUAUUAAUGCAUUAGUCAGUGUGAGGACGAUGCUGAUUCAUGCUGUGUCUUUUUUCUUUCUCUUUGCCAGCUGAUUCAGUUUCUGUUCAGCCAGAUGCAGUCCAACACACCCAGCACUGUGGGCCUGAAGAGAAAGCUGUGAGUUCACACUUCCACACAAACACAUGCACACACACGUACACACAUACAGCAGUGUAAUCAACAAAAGUGAGACAAACAGGGCCACAGUGGGGCAGAGGGAAGGGCUGGCUCAGCUGACAAACUGAACAAUCUAACUCAACAAGCGCUGUGAAUGGUGACAAGUGCUGAAUCAGUCACUCAGACACAAACACACGCACAUUCACACACAGUGAAGGCAGAGCAGAGUGCGUGACCCUGCUACAGCCUCUGUGUGCAAAACGCUGGUUCAGCUUUGCCGCUGAGUGUGAACAAGGCUGACAUGAGAAAGGAGAGGCAUGCUGGAACACAAAAAGUGCUAUAGAAAAUACAUUUCAGGGUCAGUGUAAUACCUGGCAAAGGUGCAAAUUUUCACCUUGCUGUCAUUGCCAUGUGUGUCCUUCAAGUUUUCAAAGGCUUUCUAAAUUCCAAUCACACAAUUAACUCAUUAUUUUUACUGUCACCUAUUAGCAUCUACAAAGGCUAAGAAAAGUACCUUUAAAACACCUACUGAACAGGACUUUAAGGCUGUGUUGUUAGCUCUGCAAGGUUGCAUAUUAGGCACUGUGGUGAUUUGGGCUAAGUGCUAGCUUCAGCAAUAACAACUGCACCAUCAGUUUGUUCAUGUAUUGCCUAUUGAAAGCUUCCCAUCACCAUUUUAGGUUAGACAUAAGAAUUAAACUUAGCAUCACAUAUUGAGGAACAAAAAUAUGUACGAACAUUCAUGAAUUCAAUACUUUCAUUUGAAAGAGUUAAAGUCGAUUUUGUCUUAACCUUUAGUGUUCGUUUACUAGAACUUAAGAUAAAUCAUUUUGACUUAAUUACUUUUCACAAAUAGUGUUAUGCAUUAAUACUUUAUGUUACAGCAGCAGCAGCAGCCCACUUUAUUGCUUGGCUUUAGUCAGCAGAGAUAAACUGCAGUGUUGUAAAGUGAUAAUAGAAAAGUAGAUACUGUCAGAUUGAUGUACUCAGCCCAAUCAAAGUUUAGAUUAUAGAUUAUAAACUAAAGUGUGGCAUUUGUGCCAUUUAGCAACAUUAACUGAUCUGAAAUGCUGAAAUCAUUUCAAAGAUAUUCAGCCAAUAAAAUCCCAUUUGUUACAGUUUUUUUAACAAUAAUUCUGUCACAUGCUGUUUUGUUUAACUGACUGAAAAAAACAAAAAACAAUGCUUGCUUCAGGCCCCUGAUGUUGGAUGGUGGCUCUCCCAGCCCCCCUGCCUCCAAGUUCAGCCAUACUCAUCCAAUGGAGGCCAUGCAUGAGACCUUCUACAUCCAGUCAGUGAGUACACCUGAAAAUGAUUGACCUAAUAUGUCUUGUAUUGUGCGUCAGCCCGGUGAAGUCCAGCACUGAUGAGCAGUAUUGUAGAAAUAUCUUUAUAUGUUCUUUAUUGGUUGGUAAAAACGCAUCUUCCCCAGAAGAACUCAUUAUUGGUGCUCUGCAGCCUUUCCCAGUGAUGAAUUGUGCUGAGAGCUGUAACAAGUGGACUACCGAGCUGCUGACCUUACACACUCAGCACAAAUGGUCCUGGCAGCCCCAUGCUGUAAACAAAAACUUUGAAGUUACUGGCUGGCCUUUCUAAGUGCUUGGCCAUGUUGGGUUUUAGUAUUAAUCUUUGAGCCAGUUAAUUGAGCACAUAGCCAUUUCUUCUGAGUGAUGACCUUCUUCCUGCAUUUUAGGACAUUAUUGUUGCAUUUAAUCUUAAUUCAAAGUGUACUCAAAAUUGUGCUUGUUAAGUAUGUCACAGUUUAUACUUUAUGUGGAUAUGAAUCAUCUUUAGUCUGCCUCUAUCAGUCCUGCUGUAUAUUUUCCACCACUAGAGGGAAACAGUGUGCAGUGAUUGAGAAGCAGCUGUUCUGCAUAACUGAGCAUAUUGUCACAGGCUGUAUUUCAAGCACUGGAGUGACUUAAAUGAGUUUUUUGUGUGUUAGUGUCUGGAACGUAUUCCUAAUGGAGAAACAUGCUGCCUUUCAAACUACAGGAGCUGCCUAGUUGAAAGGCUGGUAGGAAAAGAGCUGAACACACUGCUUAUUGACUUCUUUAUUUGUGCACAUAAAUUGUUAGAAGUUUAUCCAGAUUUUUCCCAAGCAUGACUUAAAAAAUGUCAUUUAAUGGAGAGCUUUGCAGCAUUUUACAUUACAACUUUGAAGCAUGCAAGAAUUGACCGUUUUUCAUUAUUGUUUCCAAAUGAUAACUGAAUAACUACACUGCCUUGGUGAGUUAUGGGCCAUAACUCACCAGAUAACCUUUCUUAAAGAGUGUCAUCAGUGGUCUUAAGUUGUGGUUAUGAAGUUUAUAGCCAAAAUCAUGUCAUUUUUAAGGGCUUUUCCUCUGCAGAGCUCCAGUAGCCCAUUAGCAAUUCACCUCUGAGUCAUGGGUGGAGACAGCACUGCUCUGCACACUCCUCUUCAUGCUAGCUUUUAGCCUAACAUUACUGCUGUAGUAAAAAAAAAGCAGGUAACAUAGGAGCUAUUCAGGUCUCAGACACUAAUGUCUUUGGGGACAUGAUGAAAGUGAAUAUCAGAAUUAACUUUCUUAUGAGCAUUGCAAUCCGCUACCACACAUGCUUUUUUUGCAUUCAUCCUCUCUACUUUUCUGAGUGGAACGUGCAUAGCGGGGCUCUGGGGUCAGAGCUUCGAUUUGCUGCGUAGGAAAUCUCACUGAAUCUGAGUCUGCCAUUUGGGUCUGCCAUAGAUUCACAGUCAUUUGAAUGCAGAAAUACUCAGAAAUGCAAUUUCGCACUUUUUUAUCUCAUGAUAUGUCCUGUAGCAUCAGAAAAAUGUCAUAUGAACAUGUAGACAACAGGAAAAACAAGAUUUUCAUCGGAGUGGGUCUUAAAGUGAAUUAGAAACCAACUACUUUGUGAGCCUAAAGGAAGGAGAUUAUUUAGUUUUAGCUAUAGCUUUAGCUUUAGCUGUAAAGAGGUUUGCAGCUACCUCUCCAGCUGGCUUCACUUGUCACUUUUGCUUCAGCUCUUUAAUCAUUUGUUUCUCCAUAAGAAACAGCAGUCAUUGUAAAAGAGGGCUUCAUAGGUCAGAAACAUCAAGCCAAAGUGUAGUUAUGCCUCAGUAUGAAACUAGAAGGUGUAUUGUAGCAGCUAUUUAGCUAGAGUAUGUAAAAAAAAAAAAUAUGCAAGAAACUGCAAAUUUGUUGCAAAAUGGAGGUGGAGCAGUAUUUCUGUCUUGUUUUCCUUUGACUAAUAACUUCAAUUCUAGAUCAUUGCCUCUGCUGUAUCAAAAAAGGAAAUGUGAGAAUAAGAAGGUUUUCACCAUAGACUGUAUAUAGAAUAUAUAGUAUAUAAUAAUAAUAAUUUAAAUAAUAAUAUGAAUAAAUAAUAUAGUAUACAGUCUAUGGUUUUCACAGAAAAGACAGGAAAGAGCAAACACAUUACAGUCCUCUUCUUCUUCAGCCAUCAAGUGAUACAGCUUCCUGCUCUACCAGUGGACUGACCGGAGGACCAAUCAUAUCAGAUGUUACUGACAUGACUCAAGCCAGCAUGGCCCUCCAGAUGCAGCCUGAUGAGACCAGGUGAAUGAUAGCAUUAUAAUUUGUCAUUAUCACUGAAUUUCAGCAUAUAUAAAUUAUUCUUUCAGGAUGUUGUUACAGAGAUCAUGGAUACCCUCUAUGAUAGUAUGUACAGUUGUGUAUAAGUACUGUAAAGUGAAUGUAAACAAGCAAAUUUUGGGCUCAAUAAAGAUGUAUUUUACCUGAUGUCUGAAUACUCACUGUACCUGCAGGACACUAGUAGGCAGCAUUUCAUUUGAGUCACAAUUUUCACCUAUACAAAAAAGGGAGAAGUGCAUGAUGCUAAUCAAAGAGGAGCCUGUGAGUCCAGGAGUAAGAGGGCCAGGAAAAGGAGGCAGUGUGGGAGGAGGAGAGGCCGUCGCUUUAACCUCCUCCUGUGAAGUGUGCUCUUCUGAACCUCCAGUCCUUCCAGUUGCAAUGGUCCAGUCUGUUCUGGAGGGGAGGGGGUCCAUGGUGGAGAGGAGGAGUAAGAGACCUGCUCUGGAUCGGUAAGUUCUGGCACAAAAUCUUUUGAGAUCUAAGAGAUUUUCACUUGUACAAAGAAAAGGUGUAAUUUGUGAAAUGAUUGUCCCCGUGUUUCAAGAGUGGAGGUUUCAGAUACGGUGGAGAAUGUGGAUAUGAGUCUGGAGGAGCUUCAGCAGCUGCUGCUCAGGAGCCAUCAGCAGAGUGCUGUGGAGGCUGGGUCCAGCACUGUCAUUGAUGUGAGCAGAGCUGCAGUCUAUAAAAAUGCAAACAUAUAAAAAACAGUCCACAGCCUUGGAUAUGACUGAUGUUUGAAAUUUAAGGCUGGUAGUUUAUCUUGCUCUGCUUAUACAGCACACAGUGGCCAAUGAGUUGAGCUAUUCUGCUCUUUCAACCUGCAUGAUUUCUUUCUUCCUCUCCUUAUUGUUUUUCUCUCUCUCCUUUUGUAGCCCUUCAGUUUAAGCCUGCCUCUAACCGAGUGGAACUUCACUGAGAUGGAGUCCAACCUCAAAUCAGUAAGUCUAAUUCAGAAAGAAACUGUAAAUAGAUAAAAGAUGAAAAGCUGCCUGCAUUUGUCCAUUGCACAGCAGAAAAGGUUUAACACAGGAGAAAAAACUACCAGUGUGAUAGUGGCUGACAAGGCGAAACUAUCUGCAAUGCAAAAGUACAAAACAAAUAUGCAGAAUAUAUAAUAUUGUAGAUAAAACAGAUAAAACCUCUGCUUUGACUGCAGAUGCAGUGUAGAACUCACCCCCAGGCCUGGAUUACUUCUGUGGUGAUGUGUCAGUUUGAGACAUAUUUCUUCUGUCAGUGUGUUUUUGAAUCUGCAUCAUUCUUGAGCUUUUGUACAUUUGCUGUCUGUCCUUUUUCAUUUGUAGUACAUUUCUACAGAUGUAUUUCCCAUCCACUUCUGCGUGUAUCUUUAAAUUUGCAUAAUUCCUGAAUUUGCAGCAGAGUUCUCCGAAGAUUGAAACAGAAUCAUUGAAGUUUACUUAGCUUUAUUGGCCCCCAAACUGUACAGUAGAGAGUAUAUAUAUAUAUAUAUAUAUAUAUAUAUAUAUGUGUGUGUGUGUGUGUGUGUGUGUGUGUUGUGUGUGUGUGUGCGGAGAGAGCGAGAGAGAGAGAGAGAGCAUAUUGAUGGAUACACAUUCCCUGUACAGUAUGGAUCAGUAUAUUAUAUACAUAUAUAUUAUAUGUACAUAUAUAUUAUAUGUACAUAUAUAUAUAUAUAUAUAUAUAUAUAUAUAUAUAUAUAUAUAUAUAUAUAUAUAUAUAUAUAUAUAUAUAUAUAUAUAUAUAUAAACUAAACUAACUACAUUUUUCUUCAUUUCCUGAAACCAACAUUGUGCAGUAGCGUUGUACGCAUUUGGCGGGAGAGUCACCGAAAGUGACACUCGGCUCAAACAGCGUAUCCCCUGGUUGAACUACGCAAUCCUUGAACGCCAAUAGGCUGUAUCAGAUGUCAAUCAUAGAAAAGAUGAACCCCCUAAUAACUUUUAAAAACGGAGCUUCACAGAAAAAAGAGGACUUGGGCAUAAACUAGUCUUACAAUAACUACAUGUCAACAUCACAAGCAGGGGGAAGAACAAUUUAUGUUCUGUGUAAUAAAUUUCUAAAGUUUGUCCACAGCUCCUUAAGCUUUGCUGGCAGAGGCGGGAUUUAUGACCUAUACUGCAGCCCGUCAACAGAGGGUGCUGUUCUCACAGUGUCUUCACCCAACAAGGAGGCAGACGUUGUCGAUUCUUUAUACAGUCUAGGGUUGCACUAGAGAGAGCGGACUGAAUGGUCGGCUGAUUUGGCUGCACAAGCGGCUGUUUUAGCUCCUUGCUCUGGUCGGGGUUUAUAACCUUUUGUAUUGCAUGUGCUCUGCUGCGUGGCACUGCUUCAGGUGGUGAAAAAGAUUUGAGGUAUUCCUAAACUUUGCAAGAAUAUGUUCUCAACAUAAUUUGCAGUGCACAUUACUCUGCUUUAUGUCUGACCUCAAAAAACCAAAGUACCUCCACACCACCGACAUUUUUGUACCAGUGUUGUCGACGAUGCCGUCAUCUGUUCAGACUUCAUCUGCAUUUGUGUCGGGGGUAGCACUCAUUUUCUUUCUUUUUUUCCUCACCAACAGUGCUGUUGGCUUCCCCUGUUCAAGUGCUAUGUUUGUGUGUAGCUGCAGCCUGCUACUACACAGUUGUUUGCUAUUUGUUUCUAAUUAAGCACAUGAUUGGUUCAGCACAAAGCGGACCCCAAGCAACUUCCCUUUUCUUCGGCUAUCGGUAUAGUCUACCAAAACAUGGCAGAAUGCCAACUAUCAAAAAAGCAUAUUGACCAUGUUUUAUAUUGAUACUGAGGAGAAAUUAAUUUUGGAUGUAUAUCGUUAUUGUUUUAUCACCCAGCCCUAGGCACAUUCAACAGUUCUGGUCAGAAACUAACAAUAACUAACAACCUGUGUCCUUGACAUCAAAGAGAGACAGGCCUGUUAUCAACUUGUUAUGCAGCUGGAUCACAAUGCUUUAUUUUUUACUGUGUGCAUGACAGAUAAUAGCUAUAAUUGAUAGCAUGCAAGAGGUUGCACACAUGAUAGGGGGCUUGGUAAGAGUUUGGAGUUUUUGGCCUGUGGGGGGGCUGAAGCAGGUGUGUGAAGAGGUAGCAGUGAUGGUGUCCGUAUCCUUAGAUCUUUCCCAUUCUAUGAAUGAACCGUAGUAUAGGCCUUGUGGGUGUGAAAAACAAACAAACAAAAAAAAACAGAAAUGCAGGUUGUAGACUUGUAUGCCUUCACUGCCUCACUUAUGUGCCCAGAAAUAUCAGGAAUGUGCUGAGCCACUGAUUUUAUUCAAGGUUUUUGGCACUUUAAAAUGCAGAUUAGGAUUGUCCAAAUAUAUGGGUGUUAAAGAUAACAGCUUUUUUGAAAAAAUGAAGCAUUGAUAUAGUGCUAAAAAUAAGCAUUGGUAACACUGAGUCCAUAAUAGUACUUCACAAUAUUUGCUUUUCUGUCAUGGCAAGCUAGCAUGUAGCAGCUUGGCACUUUUAAUCCUGAAAUCCAAAAUUGAACAGUGAAUCCAAAAACACCUGUAGAACUUGUGUCUCUUCAGGUUACUAAUCAAUUGAACAUUUAUCCUUUGACCAUUCCUGUAAUUGUUUUCAUUCAGAACCAUGAUUUACAACUGCAGGAAGCAGCUUCUACUUCAAAAUACAAACCUAGUUUUACCAUGUGAAACAUAAACUAAUCUUAACGCAACAGAAAAAAAUAUCAAAAUAAAAGCAUGAAAAAUAAUUGAUUAUGAAGUAAUGUCUUUUCCAAACAAGUUUCAGUCACAGGAUGGGUAACAUGGAUAAAUCCAAUAUUUGGGAGUUGUAAGAAAUGGAUGAGAAAAUGUUGGUUGAUUGGGUUUAUUGGUAACAAUUAUGAAGUAACGUAUCGCUCUGCACUUUACCUGUAAUUCCUUUUCUCAAUAAGUUUCUUAACUUAUGGCGAUAAGUUCAGACUUUCAAAAGAGACCAGACUGUAAGACCAACACACUAAUGUGGGUGCGAGUUCACUCACAUAGUGGGUGCUAUGCUGAAGAUACUGGAGUGCAUAGAGUAGGAAAUGGCAAUGACACUUUCAUUGCAUGCCAAGAUGUCUUGUGUCAGGUGUAUGACAAGAUCCAAUAGAUUGCUGGUUUCCCUGUUUAGUGCGAGAUGAGCAUCAAUCUUACCUAUAUGUGAAUUUAAAUAAAAGCUUAUCCUAAACAAUGGCUAUCUGUAAAUUUUAGAUUUUUCAAAACAUCAAGAAAUCCCUUCUCUGAGUUCUCCUGUUCUCUUGUUGCUAUUAGACAUGAGACUUUACAUGGUGUUAAGCAGUAAAAUUAUCAACAUUUUGAUCAGUGACUGAAGUUAAGUUAAAGAUUUCCAAGUUAGAAUACAUGUAACAUUAUAAACAGGAGCAUUACUACCCUCUGCAUAGUUUGCACCUCAAAUAUCAGAGGGCUCAUUGAAUUACCUGCAAGCUGGCCAUUUAAUCAAUGAUGCCACUGCAGUCCAGUUUUCUUCCCACCUCAGAAUGAACAGACAGGAUUUUGUUGCUCUUCACUUUAUCAGAGACAUUGUGGCGUUUGAAAAGUAUUUAAUGUGACUCACCUUGUUAAAAGCUUCCUCACUGCUGGCAGCUGGGGCAAGGAGAUCCUGAUAUAUAGACAUCCAGCCAAAAAAAAGGCUUUGAAUCUACAUUUAAUAAACUGUAUUUGACAGCUUUGGUGGAGAGAAGUUACGGGAGGCGCUGCUGCCAUCAAAUGAUAAAUGAUUAAUAAGCCAAUUUCAAACGGUGAAUACUUUUUCGCCUGUGAAGCAAUACAAAAUUAGUCUUCAUCAGUGACCCAGAAAGCAUAGCAGCAUCUGAAUGAUUCAUGCUUUUAUGUUAGGUACAAAUCAAUGGCUCUGUUGGUGCCACAUGUAACAUUGUGUCUCAGUUAGGGCUGCACGAUUAAUCAAUUUUAAAUCAUAAUUGGAUUGUUUGAUUAUCAUGAUGUUAAAAAAAUGAAAUUGUCAAAUCGAAUUUCCUCUCUAUUAUGUCUAGUGCCUACAGGCCACCGUAGGCUCCCCUUUCCUGCGAGAGCACUCCUCAGCUCCCACACAAACCAGUGUAAACAAACAUGGCUUUUGCAAAAAAAUAAAGGUGAAAUUUUUGGGCUAAAUAGGGCAAGAGCGAGUAAGUCGUGUGGAAUUGAUAUGGCUUUGCAGUUUCGGACAAUGAGUAAACCACUCCCUGCUUUUUGGGUGACUGUAGACGCUACUUUUUGAAAAUUGGCAUAAAUCUUUGAACGACUACCAUUUCAUCUCCAUGUGGAUGCCUAUCUGCAUCUCUCGAAACAAUUAUGUUACUCACAGCUUAACUCUUUAAUGGCGUACUCUUCUUCUGUCUUUUGUGCAUUUCCUCAGCAGAGUUAGAGCGCUACUUACUGGCUUGGCAUAUGCACUACAUCAUUCUCAGUGGUUUUGUUUUGAGAGAUGAUAGCAAAACUUCUUUUUUAAGUGAAGUUUGGGGAAGUUGUCACUAAAUAAAAAAAUAGAAAUCUAAAAUUGAGUUUUCAGAGAAAAAAUCAGGAUUUCAUUUUUGGCCAAAAUUGCGCAGGCUUAGUCUCAGUGGGCUUUGUGAUUUCUCACGAGUGCCCUCUUGGCUCAAAUCAAAUAUUGAUUGGUUGAAAAAUGUUUUUGCGUGCCUUCCCAUUCUUUUAUGGUGGUCUUUUACAGCCCAACAGUAAAGACAGCUACACUCAAAGACAUGAAGUAAUCCUUCAGUCCAUAUAUUUCUAUUGCUGUAUCGUGCAUCAGUAUGUUUGACUGCCUGAGAAGAAAGUGUUGUUUUUACCAGGUCAGUAUAAAACAUGUGACUUUUAGUUGAAUAAGCUCAGCUGACAGUUUGGAGAAAGAAAGCAACUAUCUCUGCAAAGUUCAUUUCAGGCCUUCAGUGAAUCCUGUCAAUGAUGCAAACAGAAACAGGUGUUGUUUACAUGUCUAACUAAAAUGUUGCGGCUUUUCAUACUUUUAGGUCUUUGGUUUACUGAUUCAGUGUAUGCUAGUGUAAAGCAAAAUACAGAGGAGUCAUGGAGAAACAAGAAAUAAAUAAAGCAUAGCAGACAUGACCGUUAACUGCACCUCCCACUGGAGAAAGACAGACGAUGUCAGGAAUAAUCCACAGACCUGUUUGGAGUAAUGAUUCAAUUGUAACAGAAAUAACAUGACUUUUAUGGUUUCUAAUUGUCCUUCCGUUGUAUUUUCAAAGCAGAUUUGGAUGGUUACAUGCAUUACUCCUAUUAGUCUGGGGUUUUUGAUGAAAAAGACUUUGAAGUCUUUCUUCUCUUUCCAUUCAGCCUAUUCCUCUCCAUGUUGUACGACAGUUGUAUGCUGCUACAAAAGUGAAUCACAACAUUUCAACCCCCCCUCCUUUUAUUACCACAAUUCAUCCAGAGCUGUGUUUAUCUUUGUAGGAGGCAGACUCUUUCUCACUAAGUUUGAUAACUCAUCUAAAAGAGGACUCGUUGCUCUUUGUCUCUGUCAGGUUUUGUUUGUGCAGCUGACAGUCAGCAUUACUGCUUAAAUAGUGCAGGAGGUUUUUUCUCUUCCAGUUACUGUCUGUGUUUCUUGUCAUCUAUUCUGUUUGAUUUAUACAAAAAUGCAUUGUGUAUCCAUCUUAGGAGCCUUUGCAGCACAAGAAGAUCUUAUUUUACCAGGAUGCUAUCAGAUUGUAUUAUAUUAUUUUAUGCUUUCCCUGAAUAAACACCAGCCCCAAAAUAUCUUCUUGUUCCCUUUGCCUGGCUUGACAAAACCAAGAAGUCUCUUUUCCUCACAGUGUCUCAGGGCUUUUUCCCUUUUUCUUUUUUACAUCCAUCUCUAAAGUAGUUCAUUCAGAGGCAAUCAUGUCUGUGAUUCUGUUCUAUUACCUCUUACCACAGUCCUUUGUCACCAUUACACUCAUAUUAUCCUCCUCUUUUUUAUCACUUAUAUCACUUUCUCCACAGUCCCUUCUUUUAAAUGUACUUGUGUGUUUUUUUCUCUACAGUACAUGUUCCAGAACCAGGAAGCGGAGACUUUCCCAGCUCCUGGCUGUGAGGAACAAUGAUUGAACCUUGAAGAGGACCCAUUUUCAUCUUUAGAAGGUACAUUAAUUCACUGUAAAAAAGCGGUCAGUGUUUUUACAACCUUCAGACACACUCGCUUUAAAGAGCCAAGGUAAAGCAAAAAGAUGGUGAUAUGAAGUAUUUUUGGUUAUUGUUGACAACUCCCAUCAAAAGAAAAACAACAACAAAAAACACAAUUUCAUCAGCCUGUCUUUGGAGUGAUGUCUCACACCUGGCUCCUUGAAAAGAAACAAAGACAAAGAGAGUACUCAAAGCACUGAAGUUUGACAUGUUUGUUGCUUAGACUUGAACAAACAAUGAAUUUGCUUGGCACUCUUUUCUGCUGAGCAUUUAUCCAUUUAAUUUCCAGUAGACAAAUACUAUGUGUGGGAAGUCUUCAAAUAUCACAGUCAGUGUUUUUGGUAAAAAGAGAACAUGUCACUCCUUCACCAUUUCACAAAAGGUGAAGACACUGCAGCUGUUAGUAAGGAGGCUAAUUGCUUUCUUCAACUCCACUUCUUUACCUUUUGCUAGGUUGGCCAAAAGUAAGGUUGAGUCAACAUUCCCAACAUGGCUUUCAAUUACAAAUGAGCAUUGCCUCAGUGAUGUCACACAUUUAUCCAAUGAUAGCAGAUGCCAUAGGAAUGGCGGCUCAAUCUAAUGUGAGAAACCCAGAAACACUAGACUAUUUGGCACUGUGUAUCUGUCAAUGAAAAUCUUUUAGCCAUACCAUGAUCAAAAUCAGCAAGUCUGUUUGAAAUAUUAAAUCCACCUUACAGUGUGUACAAAUGAAGAAAUGAGCUGUAGAUUACAUUGCAGGGUUUUUUUUAUGACUUGUGAGACUGCCAAGUGUGUCCCAAUCAUGUUGCCACCUGGGCCACUGUGGUUCAGUGAUAGAGUUGUUUGUCUCUCAAUCAGAGAGUUCGGGUUUGGAUCCCAGGGCCAGCUGUACACAUGCUGAAGUCUCCUUGGACACGACACUUGACUGGAAACUGAACCCUGCAGCAUGUGAAUGGGAUUUAAUACUUAAAGGGAUAUUCUGGCAUAAAUUUAACUUAUGGUCAAAAACACCAUAAUACCGAGUUAGACACCCCCUCAAGAGAUGAAUGUUGUUGACUGCUUUCUUCUCUAGUUUUACCAGCUUUAGUGGCUUGACGAGUCGAUCACCGAGUGCAGCGGAUCCUUUCCAUGAAGUAUUAAUCAUCAUAAUUAUCAUUUUGCACUGCAGACACGGUACUUCUUCUGCAUUAGCGUCUUGGUCUGAUUGCAUUUCCAUGAAGUUAUUAAUUAUAAAUGUUCUUCCUUGAGCUGUGAAACUCUGCUGCAUUCGAUGAUCGGCUGGUCAGGGCUCCCCCCACAAACAAGCAGCUGCUGGAGGAGAGUGGGUGAGUUGUGUUUGGUCUCUUUGCUAAAAAACCCAGGCAAAGCUAAAAAAAAAAAAAUGUUGGAUGACUAGUACUACGGCUGGGACCCUAUAUGUCCUGUUGAUGAAGUUAGGUGCUGUUCUGAGCAUUAUUUGUGGCUACAGAGUGGCUAUUUGGUUGAGGUUUGCAGGUGGAGAUGUAGACCGCUGUGUAUUGCUAUUAUGCGGUCAUUAAUAAAGUUGAUACAACUAGAGAAGCAAACAGUCGGCAACAUUCACCUCUGGAGGGGGUGUCUAACUGGGUGUUACGGUGUGUUUGACCAUAACUUAAAUUAAUGCCGGAAUAUCCCUUUAAGGGCGCUCUACAUAUAGCAGCCUCUGCCACCAGUGUCUGAAAGUGGUGUGAAUGGCUGAAUGUGAUAUGUAACACAACAGCAUUUUAAGAGUUCAAAAGACUAGAAAAGGCGCUAUAUUAGAAACAGUCCAUUGACCAAUUACCAUGUGAUUGGUGGGGGUUAACUACCAUCAGAACCAGAGGAAGGGAAGAAAACAAUGAGUAAACAUUCUGUGUAAAAGUUUUGCAUUAAACAAAGUCAAUAAAGCAAAAUCAAAUUUUGCUGAGAUUAAUUUGUCUUAAGAGUACAUGGCUUCCAGUGAGUUUGCUGUUAUACUUACUGUUCCUCACUAAUGAACAGUUUUCCCUCCAUAAUUGAAUCCCAGACUGAAAAAUUCCUCCAGACUUCUGUCCAUGUGUAAAUGUGAGGGCCCAGGCUGUUUCAUCUUUUUAUGUUUCUCUCCUCAGGCCACAGAAGCUGCUGUUUUCCCUCAUUAUUACACUCUGCAUGAGUUGGAUCCCAGGGCCCUGCCAGGCUGUUUCUCACCUAUGGCUUUAUUUCCUCUCUUUACAAUCUCGUGCCUACAUAACGCAGCAUUUUAAGAGCAUGUUUCCUUCCUUAUAUGUUUCUGGGUUGGAGACCCAGUUGGUCCCCAAGCUAUGAGUUCUGUUGGCAUUAAUGCUGCA
Xyrichtys novacula (pearly razorfish) is the source of this 25578-nucleotide messenger RNA. Lineage: Eukaryota; Metazoa; Chordata; Actinopteri; Labriformes; Labridae. The record is from the annotation of a GenBank genome assembly.